UCAAUAUCCUAAUUGGAAAAGGACAUUGAUAUAUUAAAGUUUAGAAAAUAUCCAUUGGAUAAAGUAAGUUCAGUAGUUGCUCUCUUCAAAUUGAAACAUGGUUGAAUAGUUCAUAAGUUCCUCUCCGCAAUUCAGUUCAAUAAACUGCGAUGACACUUGAAUGCUUCAAAUUGACCACAGAACUGUUGGGUUCGCUACUUCAAACAAUAUGUAAAGUUGAUGAUGUUGACAGCACUUUUGAACGUUUGCCCGAUUGUCUCGUGAUUGAUAUUCUGAGUAGACUUCCACCACAUUCUUUUCUAAGAUGUCGAUGGGUUUGUAGGCGUUGGAGAGCUUUGGUCUCAUCACACGACUGUUUUACCACCUUACAUGAUCUCUGUAGAGCUAGUACACCCAUGCUUCUCAUACGUGAUAAUUUUGCCAAGCACAGGCCUGGUCUUUAUGUUUUUGGUGAAAACAAGAAGUGGUGGAAGAAGGCCGCCUUCGAGAACUUACAUCUCAGACCUGAACUUAUGAUUAAUAAGCACUGGAAAGACAACGUUGUUAAUCUUUCAUACUGUUGUCAAGGAGUUCUUCUGUUUGCUUCCAUAAGUUGGCAAAAUAUUUAUUAUGUUGUCAACCCAGUAACACAAGAGGAAGUAACUAUUCGACAUACACUUUAUCCCGGCUACGUAUCUGCUCUGUACUUUUGUCCCUACACAAGACAAUUCAGAGUUCUUUACACGCAAGUACGAGGCAGUUCUUGUCAGUAUUUCGUAUAUAUUUUUAAGAUGCGGUCAUGGAGGAAAAUCCGUUCGUCCACCUCUUUCAACUUUUUGUCAAGCGGUGGCAAUCCACCAGUUGUUAAUGGAGCAUUGCAUUGGAUCGUGUAUCACGAUUUGGAAAGAAAAACUAUUACUCCUUGUGAAAAUGGAAUCAUGGUUUUCAGAAUGGAUAAGGAAGAAUUCUCUGCUAUGCCUAAUCCUGGAAGUAGUCCUCUCUGUAAAUCAAAGGAAGCGCAUCAAACUAUGACUCUUUCGGUGAAGAAUGAUCGGUUGUCUUUCUGUAACUUGCUUUUCCCCAAGUAUACCGUGGAUAUAUGGAUUUUGGAGGACUAUGAGGCACAAACGUGGAUGAAAAGGUACAAGGUUGAUCUCUUAAAUGAGAGAAUUUUCCCUCUUAGUUCGCGUCUCAGGGAAAUUCUAUGAGUUCGUGGCAACACUAAGAGGUGGAUAAAGGUUUUGUACGUCCAAGAAGGCGAGCUUUUGCUUCAAUUGCAGCAGAUUGAUCAAGAGUUAUUUCUUUAUAAUUUAGAUCAUAGAACUGUGAAGAAAAUUGAAUUGCCGCGAAAGGAAAUGACGUUAUAUACUUGUAAGCCUUAUAUGAAGAGUUUCCUAGCAAUAGCCUAACUCCUCUGUUGUUGUCAUCAUUAACAUUUCUAAUUUUAUCGUUUUAAGUUAUCAAAUGGUGUUUUUUAGUUGUA
Messenger RNA from Capsicum annuum, 1462 nucleotides. Its product is annotated as F-box protein At3g07870-like. Lineage: Eukaryota; Viridiplantae; Streptophyta; Magnoliopsida; Solanales; Solanaceae. Gene Ontology annotation, molecular function: protein binding. The coding region runs from base 150 to 1187 and encodes 345 amino acids. The record is from RefSeq and is a predicted model, not a curated record. The transcript has 2 exons.